AUGUCUGUUGUGCAUGAAUUUAUCCCUUGGAUAGCACCUACCAUCUUACAUCAUAUUCGUAAAAAGGUUACUGCCCGUAAGAGAUUCCUUAGACGUGGAACUGAUUAUCUUAAGGUGAAGUUUAACAAACUUAGAGCUGAAGUUAAGAAAAUGAUUCAAAAUAGCAGAGAGUCAUUUUUCUCGUCAUUAGCAAACACAAUACAAAUCAACCCAAAACUUUUUUGGUCGGUUUUCCAAAUCAAGUCAAGUUCUGGAAAUAUACCCAACUCCGUAACAAGGUCGGAUACCAGCAAUCCUGGGACUAGAUUACAUGCUAACACACCACAUAACAUUGCAACAAUGUUUAAUGAGUACUUUCAUUCUGUCUACACAUGUGUCUCUAACAAACCCUCACCAUCUCAAUCUGGUUCAUCGUCUCCUUUAUCCUGCACCUCAUCCAUUGGCCUCUCUAUAGAAGAAGUAUAUCAAGCCUUACUGAACCUAUAUCCUUCGAAGGCUCAUGGUCCUGACGGGUUUCCUUCCCGCAUUUUAAAGGAAUGUGCCCUCCAAUUAGCACCUUCAUUUCAUUACUUGUUUUCAAAGUCACUCCCCUUAUCGCAGGUUCCCACCGAAUGGAAAUUAGCUAACAUAAUUCCUCUACUCAAGAAAGGAAACAAAGAUCACGCCGAAAACUACCGUCCCAUUUCUCUGUUGUGUAUCAUAAGCAAGACUCUUGAACGUUGUGUCCUCAACCAUUUAUCGCACCGUAUACAGUCCAACAUUCAUUCAGCGCAGUAUGGUUUCGUCAACGGAAGAUCGAGCACAGCUCAGUUAUUGUCAAUUUUAAACACUAUUGGGAAAAACCUAGAUCAGUGUUUACAAACUGAUGUUGUUUUCAUGGAUAUUUGUAAGGCCUUCGAUAGCGUUGACCAUUCGAUACUUUUACAAAAACUUCACGAUUUCGGCUUCUCUGGUUCUCUCUUGCUAUGGUUUCAAAACUAUUUAUCAGGUCGCUUCCAUUGGGUAACUGUACACGGCGCUACGUCUACAUCUCUGCCAAACACAUCUGGAGUCCCACAAGGAUAG
Molecule: messenger RNA, 1065 nt
Organism: Paramuricea clavata
Lineage: Eukaryota; Metazoa; Cnidaria; Anthozoa; Malacalcyonacea; Plexauridae
Source: the annotation of a GenBank genome assembly